Quercus lobata is the source of this 1886-nucleotide messenger RNA. RefSeq lists its product as uncharacterized. Bases 362 to 985 code for a protein of 207 amino acids. The transcript is spliced from 10 exons. The record is from RefSeq and is a predicted model, not a curated record. NCBI's taxonomy places the organism in Eukaryota, Viridiplantae, Streptophyta, Magnoliopsida, Fagales, Fagaceae.
UAUAACAAUGUCCAAAGGAUACAGCUUUCUUGAUCAAAUAUCUGAUGCUAAGGAGACAUGGAGAAUUAGAGUGAGAAUAUGCAGAAUGUGGAAAGCAGUGAAUAAGAGAAGUGGAAAUAACUUCAUCAGUCUUGACAUGAUCUUUAUCGAUGAAAAGAAAAGCUUAAUGCAUGCAAUUGUAAGAAAGAAUGUGUUUCAGAAAUUUAGUACCAUCCUACGUGAAUGAGGAACCUUUAUCACUUCAAACUUUAAAGUAAUCGUGACAAAUAAAGGUUAUAGACUGGUUUCAAAUGACCUGAACAUCAUUUUCCUCUUAACAACUUCGGUUAAGGAGUGCAAUGAAGAAAGUGAACUCAUACCUAUGCAUGCCUUUGAAUUUGCAACAUAUGAUUGUAUCAACAAUCGUUUGAAUGACAAUUCUUACCUAACAGAUAUGAUUGGCAAACUUACUGCUGUUGGACCCAUUGAACAAGUUCACUUUCACAACGGCUCUACAAAUAUAAGAAAUCUCCAAAUUCUACUACCUGAGGACAAAGAGCUAAAAAUAUCAUUGUGGGAUGAAAGUGCUGAAACAAUUACUGAAAAUGACUUCAAAGAAGAUGAAGGUCCUUAUAUAAUUAUUGUUACUUCAACAACUGUAAAAGCAUUCCAAGGGAAACUGAAUCUUAACACCACAAGUGCAACUAAAAUUUACGUCAAUUUGGACAUUGCAGAGGUUUCUGAGCUCAUUGACAGAUAUAAAGUUGCUGAGGAUGAAUACGAUAAUGUUGUUCGAUCUAUUCCAGCACAUGACAAAAAACCCAAAUUUGAAUCAGAAUUGAUAUUGCAAACUACGAUGUCAUUGGCAGAAAUUAAAGCACUGGAAUGGGUGGAAGGAGUCAAGGAAAGAUUUUUUACCUGUCAUGCGGAUAUUGUAAACAUAGAAACAAAAUUUGGGUGGAAUUAUAUCUCAUGUCAACUUUGCAAGCGAAAAGUAAAACAAUAAAAUAAUAUGUUUUGGUGCAACAGUUUCAAUUCUGAAUCUCAGUUCCCUAUGCCUAGUUACAAACUACAAAUCCAAGUGAAGGAUCAUACUGGGAUAGCUUCUUUUGUUCUUUUUGAUAAAGAUGCAGAAAAAAUAAUUCAAAAAACUGCUAUGGAACUUUCUUCAAAAAAUCAAGAGCCAAAUAAAUUACCUCAAGAAAUUCAAAGCUUGCUUGGAAAAAUAAAUUACCUCAAGAAAUUCAAAGCUUGCUUGGAAAAUCUUAUACAUUCCAAAUAAAAGUUGAUGAUUACAAUGUCAAAGAGGGAUGGGAAGUUUACACUGUCACAAGUGUCUUUAAAUUUGAGUCUAACAAACACUCAGGAAAUGUUGUUGCUGACAACAUUCAGAUUAAACCAUCAGAAACACUGUUCAGCCAUGACCAAACUAUUGCAAACAAUUCUAUUGCUACUUCAGAUAUUAAAUUACUUACAAGCUUGAAGGAUGUAACCGAUGACAACCUAAUAGAUGACGUCUUUGGAAAUACACAAUUGAAAGAUCUUACAAAAAAAAGAACCUCCAAACAAACUUCAAACAACACAGGCAGCUCCCAGAAUAAGAAGAAGUGAUUGCAUAUCACAUGUCCUAAUAAUUUUACUUCUACUAUGUAAUACAUGGAAAAAUUAAACUUGCGUAUUAAGUUGUGCAUUUGUAUAAACUGAGUUACUGCAACUUAACAAUGGUGGUGGAUUUUGUUUUGAUUAUGAUUUGGAAAGACUUGGAAUGGUGCACUGGUUGUUUGGCACUGAAUGUGUUUGUGUUUGCUAUGUAUUGGACAGCUUCUUAUAAAUUGUUUGAACUCCACACAAUUUCAGCUGUACCAUUUCAUGAUAUAUUAUGAUUGUUUACAUUUCAGUUGAUUUUA